Molecule: messenger RNA, 625 nt
Organism: Fusarium verticillioides 7600
Lineage: Eukaryota; Fungi; Ascomycota; Sordariomycetes; Hypocreales; Nectriaceae
Exons: 3
Coding region: 43-345 (100 amino acids)
Source: RefSeq, a predicted model, not a curated record
CACUGGCACUAGACUCCUUUAAGAAUCCCACCAAGAGGAACAAUGUUGAUCUUCAAGUCCAUCAUCCUUUCUUGUCUCCUUUUCGGAGCCGUUCAAGGACUUGCUGCUCAACAGAAGGCCACGGAUCCAAAGAACGAUAAGCCAACAAAUCAGCCACAUCUCGCAAAGCGUUCAAUGACAAACAAGGAUCGACCGACCGACCAGCCGCAGCUGGCAAAGCGUACAGUGACGAAGGAUCACGCGAAACUGGCAAGACGUACGAUCGACAAGCCUACCAAGCCGACUAUUCACCCAAGACUGGUAGAGCAUUUGAUGCAUGAGCGUUUCAAUGAAUCUCUUGCUUAAUAAGGGAUAGAUAUUUCUCACAUACUACUUUAGAGGUGUAGGUAGGGAGGGGUAAGGGGAGGAAAGAAAACUCUAGACCUCGGUGCCUAUUACCGAGUUUAGGGUUCGAUACUGUUAGCUCGUCAUAAAGUGGUUAUGAAGUAGUGGGUAGCCUGUGUGAUUCUGGCAAGAAUUAUUAUUCCAUAUUGCAUAUUUGAACACGUCUCUUUUUACAAGGUAGCGGCCUGAUGCCUUGAAUUAGAGGGAAUCCACAAAAUCAGACUUUAUGAAACAUGGCAUC